AUGGAAUUUAUGUACAUAUUGCAGAAAGUGGCCAGAAGGUUAAUAUUUGGGAAAGGACAAGAAAGGAUAGAAAAUGAGACUGAUGAUCGGAGGAAAAAGAUACGGAAAUUCAAGGAAUCAGCAUGGAAAUGUAUAUAUUUUCUCUCUGCGGAAGUUUUUGCACUUGUGGUGACAUACAAUGAGCCUUGGUUGACAGAAACCAAAUACUUUUGGGUAGGGCCCGGUGAUCAGGUCUGGCCUGACCAGAUGUACAAGUCCAAACUGAAGGCACUUUACAUGUAUAGUGGCGGGUUCUAUGCAUACUCCAUAUUUGCGCUAAUAUUUUGGGAGACAAGACGCUCUGACUUUGGAGUUUCGAUGAGUCAUCACGUUGCCACUGCGAUUCUUAUCGCCUUUUCCUAUAUAUCCAGGUGUGUUUCUGUGGAG
This is a messenger RNA of Nicotiana tabacum (common tobacco), 426 nucleotides long. Lineage: Eukaryota; Viridiplantae; Streptophyta; Magnoliopsida; Solanales; Solanaceae. The record is from RefSeq and is a predicted model, not a curated record.